Molecule: messenger RNA, 5028 nt
Organism: Neoarius graeffei (lesser salmon catfish)
Lineage: Eukaryota; Metazoa; Chordata; Actinopteri; Siluriformes; Ariidae
Gene: acap3a
Product: ArfGAP with coiled-coil, ankyrin repeat and PH domains 3a
Exons: 27
Coding region: 135-2720 (861 amino acids)
Cellular component (GO): cytoplasm
Molecular function (GO): GTPase activator activity; protein binding
Source: RefSeq, a predicted model, not a curated record
ACUCCUCCUCUGUGGACCAGUUCACACACUCAGGACUGAUCAUAGUCAUCUCUCUCUCUUUUUUUCCCCUUUCUUUCUGCGUGCGAUGAAAUUUUUGCUUUAAACAGAAAGGAGGAUCAAAUUCGUCCUGCAAAAUGACUGUGGAUUUUGAAGACUGCCUGAAAGAUUCACCCCGCUUUAGGGCGAACAUCGAUGAGGUGGAGACUGAAGUGGUGGAGAUUGAGGCGAAGCUGGACAAGUUGGUGAAGUUAUGCAGUGGGAUGAUCGAAGCCGGGAAGGCGUACAUCAGCGCCAACAAGUUUUUCGUCAAUGGCAUCCGAGACCUGUCUCAACAGUGCAAGAAGGAUGAAAUGAUAUCAGAAUGUCUGGAGAAGUGUGGUGAGAGUCUGCAGGAGAUCGUGAACUACCACAUGAUCCUGUUCGACCAGGCGCAGAGAUCUGUGAAGCAGCAGUUGCACAAUUUUGUCAAAGAGGACGUGCGGAAGUUUAAGGAAACGAAAAAGCACUUCGAUAAGGUGCGCGAGGACCUGGAGAUCGCUCAGGUGAAGAACGCUCAGGCACCGAGGAACAAGCCGCACGAGGUGGAAGAGGCCACCAGCACCCUCAACGUCACUCGCAAGUGCUACCGCCAUCUAGCACUGGAUUAUGUUCUGCAGAUCAAUGUCCUUCAGGCCAAGAAGAAAUUUGAGAUCCUAGACGCAAUGCUGUCGUUCAUGCACGCCCAGUAUUCGCUCUUUCAGCAGGGUUUUAAUCUGCUCGAUGAGAUCGACCCUUACAUGAAGAAGCUGGCAGCAGAGCUUGACCAGCUGGUGAUUGAUUCAGCGAUGGAGAAAAGAGACAUGGAGCACAAACACGCGACGAUACAACAGCGGACUCUUCUGCAGGACUUUGCCUACGAUGACCCGAAGGUUGAGUUCAACGUCGACGCCCCCAACGGAGUGGUGAUGGAGGGCUACUUGUUCAAACGAGCCAGCAACGCCUUCAAAACGUGGAACAGGCGGUGGUUCUCCAUCCAGAACAGUCAGCUGGUGUAUCAGAAGAAGCUGAAGGACUCACUGACUGUAGUAGUAGAGGACCUGAGACUGUGUUCAGUCAAACCCUGCGAGGACAUCGAGAGGAGGUUCUGCUUUGAAGUGGUGUCUCCUUCCAAGAGCUGUAUGCUGCAGGCUGAAUCAGAGAAACUCCGACAGUCAUGGAUCCAGGCAGUGCAGGCCAGCAUCGCUUCAGCCUACAGAGAGAGUCCAGACAGCUACUACACGGAGCGUCUGGACCGGACGGCGUCUCCCUCCACCAGCAGCAUCGACUCGGCCAGUGAGCCGCGCGAGCGCAGCGUAAGGGUCGAGAGCGUGUUGCAGAGGGUGCAGUGUGUGCCAGGUAACGAUGUGUGCUGCGACUGUGGCCAAGCCGAUCCACGCUGGGCCAGCAUCAACCUGGGCAUCCUGCUCUGCAUCGAGUGCUCCGGUAUACACAGGAGUUUGGGGGUGCACUGCUCCAAAGUCCGCUCUCUCACCCUGGACUCCUGGGAACCUGAGCUACUCAAGUUGAUGUGUGAGCUGGGUAACAGUGUUAUAAACCACAUCUACGAGGGAACAUGUGAGGAGCAGGGCAUGAAGAAGCCCGGAGCCAACAGCCCCAGGCAAGAGAAAGAGGCGUGGAUUCGAGCCAAAUAUGUUGAAAAGAAGUUUCUGAAGAAGAUGGCGACAGCGGAAGCCCUAGUGAACAGCGAGAGAAAAUCAGAGAGGCGGUGGGCUGCGAAAAAGUGUCGACGACACAACAGCGCCACCACCGUGUCCAAACACCGGCGGAAAUACAGACAGGAUCCCAGCUCAGCCACCGCAGCUUUGGAGAGAAAGUUCCGGCGAGAUUCGCUCUUCUGUCCUGAUGAACUGGACUCACUGUUCUCCUACUUUGACACCAGCUCAGGGCCUCGCAGUCCUGCAGGUCUGAGCAGCGACAGCGGUCUGGGGGGUAGCAGUGACGGCAGCACUGACGUCCUUCUGUUCGGCUCAGUGGUGGACAGCGUCACUGAGGAAGAGUGUGAAGUGUCAGAGGACUCGAGUGGUGAGGUGGAGCUGGAGCCGGAGGCAUCAGACCCAGAGGAUGUGCGUGAGCUGCAUCCCGGAGCACUGCUCUAUAAAGCCUGCCAGACUCGUAACCUACCUGUCAUGGCUGAAGCGCUGGCACACGGCGCUGACGUCAACUCCGUCAACGAGGAGGACGAGGGAAAGAGCCCGCUCAUACAGGCUGUGAUCGGAGGCUCUUUAAUAGCAUGUGAGUUCCUGCUACAAAACGGCGCAGACGUCAACCAAAGAGACCUAAAAGGAAGGGGGCCGUUACACCAUGCUACGUAUUUAGGGCAUACAGGGCAGGUGUGUUUGUUCCUGAAACGAGGAGCCACACAGAACGACGGCGAUGAUGAUGGUCAGGAUCCUCUCAGCAUAGCGGUGCAGGCCGCCAACGCCGACAUCGUCACUCUGUUGCGUCUGGCUCGGAUGAACGAGGAGAUGAGGGAGUCGGAGGGGCCGCUGGGACAGCCAGGUCAAUACCCAAGCAGCAGUCCUACAGAGCAGCAGUACAGGAAAUGCAUCCAGGAGUUUAUUUGCCUCAACAUAGCUGAGUUGACACAGCGAUUGGCCGUCAUUUUGCGGAGUCGCUGGAGGCGACACCACAUAUUUGGACAUCUUCCGCGAAUUUUCCCACAUGGCAUCUCACAACCCUGAGAAGCUGAAGCGCAGGAGCAUUCACUUUCGCCACUCCUUCAGAGUUUGAUGGACGUUUUCCCGUGGACCUGAAAAGAGACUGAACUUCAUCGUUCACAUGCAGGCUCGAGUUAUAAAGCCGGAUUAUUGACACAGAGUUAGCAAAUAAAAAAAGUUUCUGGAAGCGGUAAAGAUGCCGCCGCUGGAAUAGAAUCAGUUACAAACGCGCUCAUUUGAAUGUUUGAAAUGUACAAAAGUUCCUUUAUAGCAAUAUUGUUUUGUAAGCUUUAAUGAUUUUAUGGGGAUCAGCUGGACUUAUCCUUCAUUUUCUUUUGCAUUUUACCUGCAGAAUUUUUUUUUUCUUUCUGGAGUAUUUUGUAUUUUAUUACAGUUUAAACUUUUGGAGAAUAGUGAAUAUUAAAGCUCACAUCGCUACAGUUAUUAUACAGGAUAGGAUUUCUUCUUUAGUUCAUGGCUGCAUGUAUGUACGAAGAAGAAGAAGAAGAAUUGCACUUUUUGCUCUUGUCUCAAUGCAUUUAUUCCCUUUGCUUAUUUUUCUUUUCUUUUUUUUUAAAUUCAAACAAACUUGCUAAUGAAUCGCAGUUGGCAGUAUCGUGUACCAUCGUGGCCAAAAGUUUUGAGACUGACACAAAUUUUGGUUUUCACAAAGUUUGCUGCUUCAGUUUUUAUGGUGGCAAUUUGCAUAGACUCUAGAUUGUUAUGAAAAGCCAUCGGAUGAAUUGCAAUUAAUUGCACAGUCCUUCCUUGCCAUGAAAAUGAACUUAAUCAGAAAAACCCCAUUUCCACUGCAUUUUAGCCCUGCCACAAAAUGACCUGCUAACAUCAUUUCAGUGAUCUUCUCGUUAGCUCAGGAGAAAGUGUUAAGGAGGGCACGGCGGUUGAUAUCACUCUGUCAUGCUGAUAGAGCAGAGUGGUUGCUUUAAAAUGGGGGUGGUGCUUGAAAUCAUUGUCUUGUUCGGUUAACCAUGGUUACCUCCAAGUCAGUCAUCAUUGCUUUGCAUCAAAAGAGCUCCAUAGGCAAGGAUGUUGCACCUAAAUCAACCGUUUAUCGGAUCAUCAAGAACAAGGACAGAGGUUCAAUUGCUGUGAAGAAGGCUUCAGGGCGCCCAAGAAAGUCCAACAAAUGUCAGGACCGUCUCCUAAAGAGGAUUCGGCUACGGGAUCGGGUCACCACCAGUGCAGCGCUUGCUCAGGAAUGGCAGCAGGCAGGUGUGAGUGCGUCUGCACGCACAGUGAGGCGAAGACUUUUGAAGGAUGGCCUGGUGUCAAGAAGGGACUUCUGCAGAAAGUACAGGGAUUGGACUGCAGAGGACUGGGGUAAAGUUAUUUUCUCUGAUGAAGCCCCCUUCAGACUGUUUGGGACGUCUGGAAAAAUGAUUGUCCAGAGAAGCAAAGUUGAGCGCUGCCAUGAGUCCUGUCUCAUGCCAACAGUAAAACAUCCUGAGACUAUUCAUGUGUGGGGUCGUGUCUCAUCCAAGGGACUGGGCUCACUCACAAUUUUGCCUAAGAACAGUGCCAUGAAUAAAGAAUGGUAUCAAAACAUCCUUCAAGAGCAACUUCUCCCAACGAUCCAGGAGCAAUUUGGUGAUGAACAAUGCCUUUUCCAGCAUGAUGGAGCACCAUGUCAAGGCAAAAGUGAUAACUAAGUGGCUUCGGGAACAAAACAUUGAAAUUUUGGGUCCAUGGCCAUGCAGAUUUUAAGCCCAUUGAGAGCCUGUAGUCAAUCCUCAAAAAGCAAGUGGACAAACAAAAACCCAAAAAUUGUGAUAAACUCCAAGCGCUGACUAUGCAAGAAUGGGUUGCCAUCAGUCAGGAUUUGGCCCAGAAGCUGAUAUCCAGCGUGCCAGGGUGAAUUGCAGGAGUCUUGAAAAAGAAGGGUCAACACUGUAAAUACUGACUCUUUGCAUAAACUUGAUGCAUUUGUCAAUAAAAGCCUUUGAAACUUAUGAAACGCUUAUAAUUGUACUUCAGUAUACCAUAGAAACAUCCGACAAAAAGAUCUAAAAAACACCGAAGCAGCAAUCUUUGUGAAAACCAAAAUUUGUGUCAGUCUCAAAACUUUUGGCCACGACUGUAGAUCUAGUUUGUCUUAAGCUCCUUUCCGGUUGCGUUGGGUGCGAAGUGUGAUGUUCAGUGAUGACUAUGCUGGUGUAGUCCGACAUUGGUCCUGCUCUUUAUUCUGUACAGUUACCAUAAAGGAACUCGAUGGGAACUCAGUAGCAGAUGUUGUACAUUUUUAGAUGCAAAAUGCUAAUAUAUCAUGAAACUUGUGGUAUUUUGUAACAAAAAUAAAUAAAACUAAAAUAAA